This is a messenger RNA of Aspergillus sclerotioniger CBS 115572, 1510 nucleotides long. Its product is annotated as isocitrate lyase/PEP mutase family protein. Gene Ontology annotation, molecular function: catalytic activity. The annotation marks the transcript as partial. The record is from RefSeq and is a predicted model, not a curated record. NCBI's taxonomy places the organism in Eukaryota, Fungi, Ascomycota, Eurotiomycetes, Eurotiales, Aspergillaceae. The transcript has 3 exons.
GAUGAUUCUCGGCCAAGGGCUUGAGUUGCAAUCCAGUUCCGGAGAGGGGGGGUGCAUACGGAGAGGAGAUCUUCUGAGGUAAUAGUAUUGAUUGAGCGGACUGAUAUUGUCCCGAUGAAUCUAUAUAAACCGGUUACUACCUUCCACUUCAUUGUCUUUCUUCUCAUCAACAACCAUCAUUCUCUUCUCUCCACUCUCCUCUCUUCUCUUCUCUUGUUCAUUUCGCGCCAUGAAAGUAGAUACCCCGGACUCUGCCUCCACCAUCAGCAUGACCAACACUAUCACCAUCACCGUAGAGCAGGACGGCAUCUACGAGGUCAACGGCGCUCGCCAGGACCCUGUGAUUAACCUGCAAAUGGUGACUGGAUCAUCGAAGCUGCGCAAGCAGCUCCGUGACUCGGACGAGUUGAUUGUUUGUCCGGGUGUGUAUGAUGGCUUGUCUGCUCGGAUUGCCAUCAACAUGGGCUUCAAGGCCAUGUACAUGACCGGAGCCGGUACUACAGCGUCCCGUCUAGGCCACGCCGAUCUGGGACUGGCUCAUCUGUACGACAUGCGCACCAACGCCGAGAUGAUUGCGAAUCUGGACCCUUACGGACCGCCUUUGAUUGCCGACAUGGACCACGGAUAUGGAGGCCCCCUAAUGGUCGCCCGUUCCGUGCAACAAUACAUCCAAGCCGGAGUCGCCGGCUUCCACAUCGAAGACCAAAUCGCCAACAAGCGCUGCGGCCACUUGGCCGGAAAACGCGUCGUCAGCAUGGACGAAUACCUCACGCGGAUCCGCGCCGCCAAGAUCACCAAAGACCGACUCCGCAGCGACAUCGUGCUGAUCGCACGCACCGACGCGCUCCAACAACACGGCUACGACGAAUGCAUCAAGCGGCUCAAAGCCGCCCGCGACAUUGGCGCCGACGUGGGUCUCCUCGAGGGAUUCACCAGUAAGGAGAUGGCGCGACGCUGCGUCCAGGACCUAGCGCCCUGGCCUUUGUUGCUGAAUAUGGUGGAGAAUGGUGCGGGUCCGGUGAUUUCGACCGCGGAGGCGAAGGAAAUGGGCUUUAGGAUUAUGAUUUUUUCGUUUGCGUGUAUUACGCCGGCUUAUAUGGGGAUUACGGCUGCUUUGGAACGGUUGAAGAAGGAUGGGGUGGUGGGGUUGCCUGAGGGGAUGGGACCGAAGAAGUUGUUUGAGGUUUGUGGGUUGAUGGAUUCGGUGAGGAUUGAUACGGAGGCGGGGGGGAUGGGUUUGCGAAUGGGGUUUAGAUAAUACCUUUUUUCUUUUUGGGUUGUUUGGUUUUGGGGUAGGGGGUAAAAGACCCUAUUCUGUACCUUGGGUUCAAUAGGGUUUGUUUGGGGUUUUAGUUUUAUUCAUCUGGUUGAUUGGUUGAUUGGUUAAUUGAUUGACUGAUGCGGUGUGGAUUUACUUGGAUAUUUGGGCUUCUAUACAUAUUGUAUGCGAUGGCGGUAUAUACACCAGAAGAAGAAGAAGGAGAAGAAGAAUCGAAUGAUUUGAUCGAUG